AUGGCGAAGAGUACACCCAAGGACACAUUGAGCGCCAAGGCCCCCAGAAUCAAGAAGACCCCGGUCGUCAAGACCCCUCAUAAGAAGGGCAUUGCUACGAAGAACCUGCUUACGCAAAGCAAUUUUGAUUUCUUGUAUGCUUGCGUGGAACUCAUGGGCUCUGUCAACUACAAAGCUGUCGGCGAGAAACUCGGCAUUUCGUACAAAGCCGCACAGGGUCGCUGGUAUAAUUUGAAAGCCGGCAUGGAUCGCGAGGCCGCUCUCCUGGAAAGCCCCGGUGAUCAGCGCCUCGAUGAGCAGAAGAACGAGCAGAAGCAGAAGGACGAGCAGAAGCAGGAGGAAGAGGCAGAGGCCAUGGAAGAGACCAGCGAUGAUGUUUGA
This is a messenger RNA of Penicillium verhagenii, 381 nucleotides long. RefSeq lists its product as uncharacterized. The transcript is spliced from 2 exons. The record is from RefSeq and is a predicted model, not a curated record. Bases 1 to 381 code for a protein of 126 amino acids. NCBI's taxonomy places the organism in Eukaryota, Fungi, Ascomycota, Eurotiomycetes, Eurotiales, Aspergillaceae.